AUGAACGACGACUGGGAAUCGUUGGAUGACGAUGACAGUGCUAUCGGUGGCUUGGAUUUUGGCGUUGGUACUUAUGGCAAACGUCUCAGUGAAGGCACUUACAUUACAAUGUUCAACGCUCCCAAGAUGGAGAUGCAUGAAGUCCUCAUCGAUAUGGUUCUAGCGUACGACAACACUGGGAGAACGCGCACAAGAAGUGCCAUGAUAAUCUACAGAGAAAAUGAAGAUGUGUUUCUGCGUUGCAUGAACGUUGAUCCGAGUGAUGACGAACUGAAGAAGAAGAUCCGUGAAACCUUCACCAGGAAGCUCAAGAAGCUACACGUCAUGAUUGAUCACGGCAAUAUGUACCCGCUCCUUUCGACGAAGAAAGGAUUGAUCCUUUUCCUUGAGCAUGACAAACAAAAGAAUGACUUGCCCUCGAAGAGAUACAUCCCAAUUCAAGACAAUCUCCCUAAGCUCCUCAAGAAAUGCAAGGGCUUCCUUAUCGACGACCUUGCAAAGAGGAACAACCCACUGAGCGAAUCAACACUGAAAGACAGUCUUCGUGCUCUUGGAAACAAUAUGGAACAACACGGCCUGAAGAUCCAGUUCGAAUACAUCUUAAAGCCCAUAAUGAUCGUACACCCGCCCAAGCGUGGUCACAUAUGGCAAGAACAGAAUGGGCCGGACGACGAUGACGAACCACCCGAGCAGGUGGAACUCCCCCCCAGAGCUCGAAUUAUAGCAGAACAACCCACAUUCUCGGAUCCGUUUCUUCUCGAGCUGCAAGAAACAAAGGCAGCACAGGCCCAAGUGAAAGAGAUGAUGGAAAGAACAGAGAAAAAAAACCAAGAGCGACUUGACGUACUUGUUGGCGCCUACAACAAUCUCGUUGAUGCAGUGAAAGUAGCCAACAAGGACCAGAUUGAGAUGGUGAAGGAGUAUGCGGCGUUGGUGAACCGCAGAUUGGCGCUCCUUGAAAAGGCGACCGAGGGCGCCCUCCUUAUCGACGAGAACGGUAAUACAGCAGAGAGUAACGUGUCUCGUGAAUUUUUCCCAGCCGGGAAAGAAAACUCGGUCGUGCUUGGAACGGAGUCCGAUGACGAGGGGGGCAAGAAGCCCAGGGCUAAGGCAAAGCCCGUCAAGACGACGAAGUCCACUGCCUUCGCAGCGGCUGGACCGACCAGCACUCCGGCCCGUAAGACCCGAGGAUCGGCCAAGACUCCGGCCACGGAGCCUGUUCGUCGCACUACUCGACGCACGAAACACAACAUUGACGACGGUUACCACUGCAACUAG
Molecule: messenger RNA, 1278 nt
Organism: Seminavis robusta
Lineage: Eukaryota; Bacillariophyta; Bacillariophyceae; Naviculales; Naviculaceae
Source: the annotation of a GenBank genome assembly